CAUUUUCUAGACCACAUCUCCAACUGAACUUUGUCUGGCUUCUCCAAAACAAAAACGCCCACCACACUCCUAAACACCCCAAGAAAAACAAAACAGAAAACAGUUUCUGAAAACACGAAAAACACUUUCUUUUAUUUAUUUAUUUAUUUUUUGUUUCGUCAUUGUUGUUGUUUUUUUUUUUUUUUUUUUUUUUGGGGGUUUGUGUGGAAUUAUUAGGUUAGAGCUUUAUGGUGUCCGUGAAUCCCAACCCAGCUCAGGGUUUUUACUUCUUCGAUCCAAUGAAUACGGCCUUGCCGGGACUUGAUUCUCUGCCGGCGACGGCGACUGCUACGACGGCUCCGGCGACAACUGUGACUGCUACCGCUACUGCUACUACUACUACUACUACUGCGCCUGCUUGUACUGCUUCGACGGCGACUAAUUCUACGACUUCGUUGGCUGACGAUUCCAAUAAGAAGAUUCGGAAACCGUAUACGAUUACUAAGUCGAGGGAGAGCUGGACUGAGCAAGAGCAUGACAAGUUUCUCGAAGCUCUCCAACUAUUCGAUCGUGACUGGAAGAAAAUUGAAGCAUUUGUUGGCUCAAAGACAGUUAUUCAGAUCCGUAGCCAUGCACAGAAGUAUUUUUUGAAAGUUCAGAAAAAUGGGACCAGUGAACAUGUACCUCCCCCUCGGCCAAAGAGGAAAGCAGCUCAUCCAUACCCCCAAAAAGCCCCUAAAGGUGCUCCUAUUGUUGCUCACAUUAAUGGACCAUUUCAAUCUUCUGCUGCUUUGCUUGAGCCUGGAUAUGUGUACCAGCCAGAUUCAUCAUCUGUUCUUAACAAUCCUGUUCCCACUGCUACAUUAUCUUGGAGUUAUGGUUCCUUGCCACUGGUCAAUGUCUCACAAGUGAUCAAAGAAGAUGGUAGAUUAUCUGGACCAACUAUGGCAAAUAACUGUCACAGUAGUAGUAAUGAAAGCACUCCGAGGACUUGGCCUACCAGCAAAACAAUUGAUCUUGGUGAUCCAAACAAGGCAAUGAGAGUUAUGCCAGAUUUUGCUCAAGUGUAUAGCUUCAUUGGCAGCGUCUUCGACCCUAAUGCAACUGGUCACUUGCAGAGGCUGAAAGAAAUGGAUCCAAUAAAUUUGGAAACUGCACUGCUGUUAAUGCAGAAUCUCGCAACUAAUUUAACAAGUCCCCAGUUCGAGGAUCAUAGGAGGUUGCUGUCUUUAUACGAUGCUGUUCCCGAAAAGGCUAAAUCCGGCAGUCCUUUCAGCUUCCCUUUCAACAGUAAUUCAGAGAAUGCUAUCUUAUCUGCUUAAGAGAUGGAAAUGUUAAAGCAACCUUUGAACCCAAGUUUCCACUGCCAGGUAAAGGGGAGAGGAGGCUGUGAGAUGAUUCAGUCGACUAACUGUAAUAGCAUUGGGACUCUCGGUAAUCUGUAUAUAUGUAUAAUAUAUAUGAUCUUAAAUGGCCUAGGGUAUUUCACUGUUAUUGUAGUUUGUAAGAAUACCAAUGUCAUUUUUGUGUCAGCUGUGUAUACCGUGUACGACCUUUGUUUUGAGUAUAUAGGGUAGUAUAGGUCAACUUCAAGGUUUGUUGCAGAGGCUGUCAUGUAUAGAGGUUUUGAGUAUAUUGUCACUGAGCGUUGACUGUAAAUGGUGGUGAGAUUUGUAUUUUUCCUUCUUCUUUUUUUCUUGUAUUUAUAUAGGGGAUUGUUACUUUUUGCGAGUUGCUUUGGUUCAAAUGAUGUGAGCGAAUGCAUGUAUGUGCAUCGUCCGAUAAUUUGGGAUGAUUUAUCUUAUUUCCUUACAUAUUGGCUUUUAAAAAUAUUUCAACUAAAACUCUAUUGGCUUUUAAAAAUAUUUCAACUAGAACUCUAAUACCUUUUAAAAAUAUUAAUUUGUACCCGCUGCGAGGAGUGAAUUAUGAAAAAAUUGAUGUUAAACUGGGUGUGAAUGUAAUAGCGGGGGGCUCGAUGAAGAGGGGUUUUUUUUUUUUUUUUUUUAAUUCUAUUUUAUUUAUUUAUUUUUCUUAGUAAUUAAUGGGAAAUUGAAAUUAAAGGAAUCCAAUUGAGUUUAGACUAAACUUUGAGAGAGGUGGAGACGAAUGGAAUGAACACCCUUUCGGAUUUUGGGGUACUAUAUUCAGUUCAUCCAUCCUUUUCUUUAAUUUGGCGAAGGUGGUUUUUAAAUUAAUGGAGCUCAAUGGACCUUAAGUCUGACAAGGUGGUUUUUAAAUCAAUUCGGGGGCCUAUCAAAGAACGAGAAAGACCACGAUGUAAAAAUUUUAGUGACAAUGGACCUAAAGUGCUACAUCAUACUCAAAAGACUGACAAACUUGGCCUCGAAUCCUUUGAUGUUGUCCUCUUUUGUCUCAUUGUCCAAUGUUUAUAUGUUUCUGGCCCUAUCCUUAAGAGCCAUGGGCAGCUGGUUCUCCCGACUUUUGCCUGUUUGAGCUCAUAGCCUCAUUCAAGGAGGUCCAUUUUCAGCUUGGCCAUCCAUCAUGCAUUAGGGGACGAAAGCAAAACCUCUCAGAGCCUGAAGGCUGAAUUACAUUGUCAGCAAAACUUCAUCUAAAUAAUGUACAACUUGAUCAACGCCCAUUGCAUAUUUCAACAUUUACAAAGUUCUCUUCAAAAAAGUCGUAUCAAAAUUGCAUUAGGAACAAACCAAGGGCAUAACAACAUUCUCAAAUACCUAUACCAGUCCAAAGCCAAAACUACUCCUUAGCUAUGGGACAAAACAAGGUCAUUCACACUACAAAAAGAUAGAACAAGAAAAUAUGCGAGACAUAUCUGUGUCCUGAUUAUAGUGCGUGUUUUUUUCUUUUUUAAUCUUUUUUAAUCUAAAAAUGAGAAUUCAUAUUACCAUUUAGAAACACGAGAUCUAAGAAGAUUCCCUUAUCAACCUCUCUACAAAUUUUUCUACUCUUAACUUGUGAGAAAUGCUUGUACCUCUUCUUCUGUCCCUCCAAAACAUCAAAAAGACAAAAUGAACUUAAUUUCUGAAUUUUAUUUCAUAUAUUAACUUUCAUGCCUUGAUACACCACCAACUCCAAAGGAUACAGAAUGCAAUUUUUCAACCACCUUAAUAGAUUUUCAAACAAACUUUCUCUACACCUACAGCUAGUCAACCAAGCUGCUGCUUUUUUUUUUUUUUUUUUGGGGAAUAAGAAAAAGAAAAAGUUAAUAAUAGAUCCAAGAAAAGCGCCAAUAGCAAGAAAAAUCCGUUAAUUACACAAGCCCCAUCCGACCCCAUUUGAAAUAAACGGCAUUAAACCCAUUCCUCAACCAACCAAAAACAACCGAAAAAAAAAAAAAAAAAAAGGAAAA
Ziziphus jujuba (common jujube) is the source of this 3313-nucleotide messenger RNA. Its product is annotated as protein REVEILLE 3. The coding region runs from base 228 to 1301 and encodes 357 amino acids. The transcript has 8 exons. Lineage: Eukaryota; Viridiplantae; Streptophyta; Magnoliopsida; Rosales; Rhamnaceae. Gene Ontology annotation, molecular function: DNA binding. The record is from RefSeq and is a predicted model, not a curated record.